This is a messenger RNA of Bufo bufo (common toad), 1083 nucleotides long. Its product is annotated as melanin-concentrating hormone receptor 1-like. Gene Ontology annotation, cellular component: membrane; neuron projection. The record is from RefSeq and is a predicted model, not a curated record. Bases 1 to 1083 code for a protein of 360 amino acids. Gene Ontology annotation, biological process: neuropeptide signaling pathway. Gene Ontology annotation, molecular function: neuropeptide binding; melanin-concentrating hormone receptor activity. NCBI's taxonomy places the organism in Eukaryota, Metazoa, Chordata, Amphibia, Anura, Bufonidae. The transcript is spliced from 2 exons.
AUGGAGGUGCCUGCAGACCUGGAAGAGGAGAUCAGCCUGCAAGAUAACAAUUCCCAGAUUUUCCAUAACUUUUCCUCUUUUGAUCCCAAUGGCAAUGUCGCCUAUGCCAACGUAAUAAUGCCGACUGUUUUUGGAAUCAUUUGCUUGCUGGGAAUUAUUGGCAACAGCGUUGUCAUCUAUACCGUCUUCAAGAAAUCCAAAUUCCGGUGUACCAGUAGCGUUCCUGAUAUUUUUAUCAUCAACCUUUCCGUGGUAGACUUACUGUUUCUCCUUGGGAUGCCCUUCUUGAUUCACCAACUCCUUGGCAAUGGUGUUUGGCAUUUUGGAGAAACCAUGUGUACGCUUAUUACAGCCCUGGAUACCAACAGUCAGUUUACCAGCACUUAUAUACUCACAGCCAUGUCCAUUGACCGAUACCUUGCAACGGUUUACCCUUUUACCUCAGCAAAGUACAGGAAGCCACCUAUAGCCAUCAUGGUCAUUUGCAUCCUAUGGGUGUUGUCCCUCCUAAGUAUCACUCCAGUUUGGAUGUAUGCUAGACUUAUUUCCCUUCCUGGUGGAGUCCUGGGCUGCGGCAUCACCUUACCCAAUCCAGAAAGUGAUAUUUACUGGUAUACUCUGUACCAGUUCUUUUUGGCCUUUGCCAUUCCAUUUGCUGUGAUCUCAUUAGCGUAUAGGAGAAUUCUGCUAAAAAUGGCCUCCUCAGAAGCCCUCACAGCUCAGAGGAGCUCCAGGAUAAGGACCAAAAAAGUGACGAGGACAGCUAUAGCCAUCUGCUUGGUGUUCUUCAUCUGUUGGGCACCCUUUUACGUAUUGCAGAUCAUUCAACUAGUCAUGGAGCAGCCUACGCUCGCUUUUCAUUACGCUUAUUGCGUGGCUAUCAGUAUGGGAUAUGCUAAUAGCUGUAUCAACCCUUUCAUCUACAUUAUCUUGUGUGAAACCUUUAGGCGUAGGUUUAUCGUCUCUGUCCGACCGGCGGAAGAUCUUCCACCAGGCAGGAUCAGGAUGAAGUUUGGCACAGAUCCUCCAUCAGGUAGUGGUCAACCAUUGCUUCAUCUUGUUCCUGUUUCUUCUGGUAGCUAA